Molecule: messenger RNA, 390 nt
Organism: Cooperia oncophora
Lineage: Eukaryota; Metazoa; Nematoda; Chromadorea; Rhabditida; Trichostrongylidae
Source: the annotation of a GenBank genome assembly
AUGGCCAUUAUUCACAUCCUCCUGAGAUCAAGUUUCUUGCCCGAAUCACCGCGUUGGCUCGUCUCAGUGGGCAAAUGGGAUGAGGCCAAUGUUCAGCUACAGCGUAUCGCCAAGAUGAAUGGGAAGAAAGAUGAAGUAAAUACAGAAGAGCUACUAGAAGCCCUCCAGAGAGAGUCUGAUAUCGGGACAGAAGAAGAAGGAAGCAGCCAUAAUGUAACAGACCUUUUCAAGACGCCAAACCUGCGGAAGAAAACAUUGCUGGUCACAUAUAUCUGCUUAUUUUAUUGUUUGGCCACUAUUGCAGACAAUAGGAAGAAGGUGGACGCUGGCCUCGACCAUGAUCGUGUGUGGGAUCGGAUGCGUGUCUGCGAUGGUCAUGCCGUCAAGUGA